Molecule: messenger RNA, 5993 nt
Organism: Entelurus aequoreus (snake pipefish)
Lineage: Eukaryota; Metazoa; Chordata; Actinopteri; Syngnathiformes; Syngnathidae
Gene: sec23a
Product: Sec23 homolog A, coat complex II component
Exons: 20
Coding region: 238-2370 (710 amino acids)
Biological process (GO): intracellular protein transport; endoplasmic reticulum to Golgi vesicle-mediated transport; COPII-coated vesicle cargo loading
Cellular component (GO): COPII vesicle coat; endoplasmic reticulum exit site
Molecular function (GO): zinc ion binding; GTPase activator activity
Source: RefSeq, a predicted model, not a curated record
AACUUGGAAUGAUUAGUUUGAUGAGAUACUAAAAUUGAUGGGAAUUAGAGUUGCGAGUGAGACGUCGUAUUGCUGUGCUAUCUGUGCUUUGACGUGGCACCGCCGCCAUCUUGUUUUGCCUGCUUGGCAGCAGCACAUCAAGCACUUCUUCUUCUCAGCACUUUGGCUCCUUUUCAGCCGCAUUCGAGCCUUCAUUUCGCACGCACACCUUGGAGAGGACACAGCGGCUGCGUUGCCAUGGCAACGUUCGCAGAGUACAUGGCGCAGAACGAGGAGCGUGACGGCGUGCGCUUCAGCUGGAACGUGUGGCCGUCCAGCCGCCUGGAGGCCACCCGCAUGGUGGUUCCGGUGGCGGCUCUCUUCACGCCGCUCAAGGAGCGCCCGGACCUGCCGCCCAUCCAGUACGAACCGGUUCUGUGCAGCCGAGCCACCUGCCGCGCCGUGCUCAACCCGCUCUGCCAGGUGGACUACCGGGCUAAGCUGUGGGCGUGUAACUUCUGCUACCAGAGGAACCAGUUCCCGCCGUCCUACUCCGGAAUCUCAGAAGUCAACCAACCGGCCGAGCUGCUUCCUCAGUUCUCCACCAUCGAGUACGUGGUCCAGCGCGGCCCGCUCAUGCCGCUGGUCUUCCUCUACGUGGUGGACACCUGCAUGGACGACGAGGACCUGCAGGCCUUGAAGGAGUCCCUGCAGAUGUCCUUGUCCCUCCUGCCGCCCACGGCCCUGGUCGGCCUCAUCACCUUGGGCCGCAUCAUCCACGUGCAUGAGCUGGGCUGUGAGGGCGUGUCCAAGAGUUACGUCUUCAAAGGCACCAAAGACCUGAGCGCCAAACAGCUGCAGGAGUUUCUGGGUCUGAGCAAAGCCGUGGCGUCUCAGGGACGAGGACCUCAACCUGCCCAACAGCCGCAGUCCAACAGAUUCCUGCAGCCGCUCCAAAAAGUGGACAUGAACUUGACGGACCUUCUGGGGGAUGUUCAGAGAGACUGUUGGCCCGUGGUCCAGGGCCGGCGUCCUCUGCGCUCGCUGGGCGUGGCCAUGUCCAUCGCUGUGGGCCUGCUGGAGUGCGCCUUUCCCAACACGGGUGCUCGCAUCAUGACCUUCGUCGGGGGUCCAGCCACGCAGGGUCCCGGCAUGGUGGUGGGAGACGAUCUGAAGACACCCAUCAGGUCUUGGCAUGACAUCGAAAAAGAUAAUGCCAAGUUCAUGAAGAAGGCCUCCAAGCAUUACGAAGCGUUGGCCAACAGGGCAUCUGCUAACGGUCAUGUGAUGGACAUCUAUGCGUGUGCACUUGACCAGACUGGACUUCUGGAGAUGAAGUGCUGCGCCAACAACACAGGAGGCUACAUGGUGAUGGCUGACUCCUUCAACACGUCGUUGUUCAAACAAACCUUCCAAAGAGUUUUCACCAAAGACGUUCAGGGCUGCUUCAAGAUGGCCUUCGGCGCCACGCUGGAAGUCAAGACGUCCAGAGAGAUCAAAGUGUCCGGUGCCAUCGGACCCUGCGUGUCCCUCCAUGCCAAAGGACCCUGCGUCUCUGAAAACGAGAUCGGCUGUGGUGGAAGCUGUCAAUGGAAGAUGUGCGCCUUGGACCCCAGCACCACCGUGGCGCUGUACUUUGAGGUGGUCAAUCAGCACAAUGCACCCAUCCCCCAAGGAGGUCGUGGAGCUCUACAGUUUGUCACCCACUACCAACACUCGUCAGGACUAAGACGCAUCCGAGUGUCCACCAUCGCCAGGAACUGGGCGGACGCUCAGACUCAGAUCCAGACCAUCGCUGCCUCCUUUGAUCAAGAGGCGGCCGCCAUCUUGAUGGCCAGGCUGGCGGUGUAUCGUGCAGAGACGGAGGAGGGGCCAGAUGUUCUCAGGUGGUUGGACCGACAACUCAUCAGACUGUGCCAGAAGUUUGGAGAUUACCACAAAGACGACCCCAACUCCUUCAGGUUCUCAGAGACCUUCUCCUUGUACCCCCAGUUCAUGUUCCACCUGAGGCGCUCGCCCUUCCUGCAGGUGUUCAACAACAGUCCAGACGAGAGUUCCUACUACCGACACCAGUUCAACCGCCAGGACCUGACCCAGGCGCUCAUCAUGAUCCAGCCUGUGCUCUACGCCUACUCCUUCAAUGGUCCACCAGAGCCCGUCUUGUUGGACAGCAGCAGCAUCCUUCCAGACCGCAUCCUGCUCAUGGACACCUUCUUCCAGAUCCUCAUCUACCACGGAGAGACGGUGUCCCAGUGGAGGAAGGCGGGCUACCAGGACAUGUCUGAGUACGACAACUUCCGACACCUUCUUCAGGCCCCAGUGGACGACGCCCAGGAACUGUUGCACGCUCGCUUCCCCAUGCCCAGGCUCGCUUCCUGCUGUCCAAGGUGAAUCCGUCACAGACACACAACAACAUGUAUGCGUGGGGGGGCCAGGAGGCGGGGUCUGCCAUCCUGACAGAUGAUGUCAGCCUGCAGGUGUUCAUGGACCACCUGAAGAAGCUGGCCGUGUCCAGCGCCGCCUGACCACCUCCAUCCAUCCAUGGAUGAUGAUGUCAUCCUGCAGGUGUUCAUGGACCAGCUGAAAAAUCUGCCACCUUCAUCCAUCCAUGGAUGAUGAUGUCAUCCUGCAGGUGUUCAUGGACCACCUAAAGAAGCUGCCACCUUCAUCCAUGGAUGAUGAUGUCAGCCUGCAGGUGUUAAUGGACCAACUGAAGAAGCUGCCACCUUCAUCCAUCCAUGGAUGAUGUCAGCCUGCAGGUGUUCAUGGACCACCUGAAGAAGCUGCCACCUUCAUUCAUCCAUGGAUGACUAUGUCAGCCUGCAGGUGUUCAUGGACCACCUGAAGAAGCUGCCACCUUCAUCCAUGGAUGGAUGUUGAUGUCAUCCUGCAGGUGUUCAUGGACCACCUGAAGAAGCUGCCACCUUCAUCCAUCCGUGGAUGAUGAUGUCAUCCUGCAGGUGUUCAUGGACCACCUGAAGAAGUUGCCACCUUCAUCCAUCCAUGGAUGAUGAUGUCAGCCAGCAGGUGUUCAUGGACCACCUGAAGAAGCUGCCACCUUCAUCCAUCCAUGGAUGAUGAUGUCAUCCUGCAGGUGUUCAUGGACCAACUGAAGAAGCUGCCACCUUCAUCCAUCCAUGGAUGAUGAUGUCAGCCUGCAGGUGUUCAUGGACCACCUGAAGAAGCUGCCACCUUCAUCCAUGGAUGGAUGUUGAUGUCAUCCUGCAGGUGUUCAUGGACCACUUGAAGAAGCUGCCACCUUCAUCCAUUCGUGGAUGAUAAUGUCAUCCUGCAGGUGCUCAUGGACCACCUGAAGAAGCUGCCACCUUCAUCCAUCCAUGGAUGAUGAUGUCAUCCUGCAGGUGUUCAUGGACCACCUGAAGAAGCUGCCACCUACAUCCAUCCAUGGAUGAUGAUGUCAGCCUGCAGGUGUUCAUGGACCACCUGAAGAAGCUGCCACCUUCAUCCAUUAAUGGAUGACGAUGUCAGCCUGCAGGUGUUCAUGGACCACCUGAAGAAGCUGCCACCUUCAUCCAUUAAUGGAUGACGAUGUCAGCCUGCAGGUGUUCGUGGACCACCUGAAGAAGCUGCCACCUUCAUCCAUCCGUGGAUGAUGAUGUCAUCCUGCAGGUGUUCAUGGACCACCUGAAGAAGUUGCCACCUUCAUCCAUCCAUGGAUGAUGAUGUCAGCCAGCAGGUGUUCAUGGACCACCUGAAGAAGCUGCCACCUUCAUCCAUCCAUGGAUGAUGUCAUCCUGCAGGUGUUCAUGGACCAACUGAAGAAGCUGCCACCUUCAUCCAUCCAUGGAUGAUGAUGUCAGCCUGCAGGUGUUCAUGGACCACCUGAAGAAGCUGCCACCUUCAUCCAUGGAUGGAUGUUGAUGUCAUCCUGCAGGUGUUCAUGGACCACUUGAAGAAGCUGCCACCUUCAUCCAUUCGUGGAUGAUAAUGUCAUCCUGCAGGUGCUCAUGGACCACCUGAAGAAGCUGCCACCUUCAUCCAUCCAUGGAUGAUGAUGUCAUCCUGCAGGUGUUCAUGGACCACCUGAAGAAGCUGCCACCUUCAUCCAUUAAUGGAUGACGAUGUCAGCCUGCAGGUGUUCGUGGACCACCUGAAGAAGCUGCCACCUUCAUCCAUGGAUGGAUGUUGAUGUCAUCCUGCAGGUGUUCAUGGACCACCUGAAGAAGCUGCCACCUUCAUCCAUGGAUGGAUGAUGAUGUCAUCCUGCAGGUGUUCAUGGACCACCUGAAGAAGCUGCCACCUACAUCCAUCCAUGGAUGAUGAUGUCAGCCUGCAGGUGUUCAUGGACCACCUGAAGAAGCUGCCACCUUCAUCCAUUAAUGGAUGACGAUGUCAGCCUGCAGGUGUUCAUGGACCACCUGAAGAAGCUGCCACCUUCAUCCAUUAAUGGAUGACGAUGUCAGCCUGCAGGUGUUCGUGGACCACCUGAAGAAGCUGCCACCUUCAUCCAUGGAUGGAUGUUGAUGUCAUCCUGCAGGUGUUCAUGGACCACCUGAAGAAGCUGCCACCUUCAUCCAUCCAUGGAUGAUGAUGUCAUCCUGCAGGUGCUCAUGGACCACCUGAAGAAGCUGCCACCUUCAUCCAUUCAUGGAUGAUAAUGUCAUCCUGCAGGUGCUCAUGGACCACCUGAAGAAGCUGCCACCUUCAUCCAUCCAUGGAUGAUGAUGUCAGCCUGCAGGUGUUCAUGGACCACCUGAAGAAGCUGCCACCUUCAUCCAUGGAUGGAUGUUGAUGUCAUCCUGCAGGUGUUCAUGGACCACUUGAAGAAGCUGCCACCUUCAUCCAUUCAUGGAUGAUGAUGUCAUCCUGCAGGUGCUCAUGGACCACCUGAAGAAGCUGCCACCUUCAUCCAUCCAUGGAUGAUGAUGUCAGCCUGCAGGUGUUCAUGGACCACCUGAAGAAGCUGCCACCUUCAUCCAUGGAUGGAUGUUGAUGUCAUCCUGCAGGUGUUCAUGGACCACUUGAAGAAGCUGCCACCUUCAUCCAUCCAUGGAUGAUGAUGUCAGCCUGCAGGUGUUCAUGGACCACCUGAAGAAGCUGCCACCUUCAUCCAUCCAUGGAUGAUGAUGUCAACCUGCAGGUGUUCAUGGACCACCUGAAAAAGCUGCCACCUUCAUCCAUGGAUGAUGAUGUCAGCCUGCAGGUGUUCAUGGACCACCUGAAGAAGCUGCCACCUUCAUCCAUUAAUGGAUGACGAUGUCAGCCUGCAGGUGUUCAUGGACCACCUGAAGAAGCUGCCACCUUCAUCCAUGGAUGGAUGUUGAUGUCAUCCUGCAGGUGUUCAUGGACCACCUGAAGAAGCUGCCACCUUCAUCCAUCCAUGGAUGAUGAUGUCAACCUGCAGGUGUUCAUGGACCACCUGAAAAAGCUGCCACCUUCAUCCAUGGAUGAUGAUGUCAGCCGGCAGGUGUUCAUGGACCACCUAAAAAAGCUGCCACCUUCAUCCAUCCAUCUGCUGGUCACACGUGACCCAUCCACCACUGGCGGCCAUCUUCUUUUCAUCCUUUUUCUUGUCAAACUUUUGUCUCUGCCCGUGUUGCAAUGGUGAUAUCGGACCUCCCUGAGGGUUGCCAUGGUAACGGUACAGUCAUGUGACCAGACAAAGUGUGGCUCGUAGAUAAGACAAGGAUCAGGAAGGGACCCUCCAAAAUAAAAAUCAUGUAUGUCGUUACUAUGACAACAGCACAAUAUCCCUCCCACAUACUUCUCACUUCCUGUCAUUCUUUAAACACUUCCUGCAGGAAACAGAAAGUGUCUGGGUCUCCAUGCCAACCAGCGUAUGUGUGUGUGUGUAGAAUGUGUCUGACACACACACACACGUCCUAACAGUAUUUAUCCUGUAUGUGUGUGUUUAUGACACACACACAUGGCAUGUCAACAACAACAAAUGUACAAAUUGUAUUCUUACUACUUUCAAGUGUCCACUUGGAAAGAAAAUAUGGCAGCGGAAGGAAAGGCGGAAGUCAUGUGACUAAAUAAAUGACCACAACACA